Molecule: messenger RNA, 1700 nt
Organism: Dermacentor silvarum
Lineage: Eukaryota; Metazoa; Arthropoda; Arachnida; Ixodida; Ixodidae
Gene: CstF64
Product: cleavage stimulation factor subunit 2
Exons: 10
Coding region: 173-1663 (496 amino acids)
Biological process (GO): mRNA 3'-end processing
Cellular component (GO): mRNA cleavage and polyadenylation specificity factor complex
Molecular function (GO): mRNA binding
Source: RefSeq, a predicted model, not a curated record
CUUUCGGCUUUGUGUGUGUAAACGCCGCUGCUGCAUGGUGAUCGGUGCGUCGCUCCUGCCUCGUUCACUUCGCUUCGCUGUGCUUUGUAGGGGGUUGAGGAAACAAUUAUUAUCGUAAGCAGCUACCCACCCUGACGUCGAACUGGGGAAGUCGCGCAAAAACGCUGCCGAUAUGACAGCUGUCCAAGGGGUCCUCUCUGCCGCCGAACGCUCUGUGCGUUCGGUGUUCGUGGGGAACAUUCCUUAUGAAGCUACAGAAGAACAGCUAAAAGACAUUUUUUCCGAAGUAGGACCAGUGGUCAGCUUUAGGCUCGUGUAUGAUCGUGAGACAGGAAAGCCCAAAGGUUAUGGAUUCUGCGAAUACAAGGAUCAAGAGACCGCGCUCAGCGCUAUGCGAAAUUUGAAUGCUUUCGAUCUCAACGGACGUCCCUUGCGCGUUGACAACGCUGCCAGCGAGAAGAGUAAAGAAGAACUCAAGAAUUUACAGGCGUCAUUGGGUGGCCCUCCAGUCGAAAGUCCAUAUGGCCCGGAAGUGGAACCAGAACGUGCACCCGAAGCUAUUUCCAAAGCAGUGGCAAGUUUGCCACCUGAACAGAUGUUUGAGCUGAUGAAGCAGAUGAAGCUGUGCAUUCAGAACAACCCCGGAGAGGCUCGGAACAUGCUCCUCCAGAACCCGCAGCUGGCAUAUGCGCUGCUUCAGGCGCAAGUCAUCAUGAAGAUUGUGGACCCCCAGGUGGCCCUCAGCAUCCUGCACCGCCAGAACCCCAACCUCACCCCACUGGGCACGGGUGCCCAGCAGCCCCUAGGAGGCACCCAGCCGGCCGUGGUGGCUGCGGCUGGCCCCAUGGUCAGUGGGGCUGGGCCCAUGGUGGCUGGGGCUGGGCCCAUGGUGGGCGGAGCCGGGCCCAUGGUUGGAGCAGCCGGGCCUAUGGUAGGUGCAGCUGGGCCAUUGGCGGGAGCUGCCGGUGGGCCCCAGCCCUUAGCACCACAGCCUCCGCUGGGACCGCAGGGAAUGCAAGGGCUAGGUCCCCAGCCAAUGGGACAGCCCAUGGGGCAGCAGCCUGGAGGAUUGGGUCCCAUGGGAGGGCCAGCUGGAGGUCCAGGCUUUCCUGCCGACUCGCCCUUUUCGGACGUGGGAUUUAGUGCACCAGCAAGAGCAUCGUUGCUUGGGGAGCGACCUACGGGGCCUGAGCCAAUCAGAAGCAAUCCCUUUGAUCCUCGUGUGAUGGGCCCUCUAGGUGGAGGUCCCGGCAGGGGUGGACCCGACCCUCGCCUGGACCCUCGGGGUGACCGCGACCUGCGUACCAUGCCCCCCAUGGGUGACCGUGACAUGCGCCAGCAGCCACCCCUCGAAGACCAGGACCUGCGCACAGACCCCCGCUUUCGGCCUGGUGCAGCAUUUGACCCCCGCAGCCGACCCUUUGGCGCUGGCGGGGGCCCCAGGGAUGACCCCCGUAUGGCAGGCGCUGGGGCCGGAGGGCGCCCGGGGCCCCCUGCCGCGGCCGCGAACCCAGUCAUCUCUGCGCAAGACCAAGAGAAAGCAGCACUCAUCAUGCAGGUGCUGCAGCUUUCGGACCAGCAGAUUGCGUUGUUGCCUCCGGACCAGCGGCAGAGCAUCAUGGUGCUCAAGGAGCAGAUUGCCCGCAGCACCCAGCAGCAGUGAGGCCACUAACCCUAAUAAACAUCCUUGCUCGCCUGUG